Scaptodrosophila lebanonensis is the source of this 1053-nucleotide messenger RNA. RefSeq names its product F-box/SPRY domain-containing protein 1 (gene Fsn). The record is from RefSeq and is a predicted model, not a curated record. Gene Ontology annotation, cellular component: SCF ubiquitin ligase complex; synapse. Bases 31 to 798 code for a protein of 255 amino acids. Lineage: Eukaryota; Metazoa; Arthropoda; Insecta; Diptera; Drosophilidae. The transcript is spliced from 2 exons. Gene Ontology annotation, molecular function: protein binding. Gene Ontology annotation, biological process: synapse assembly involved in innervation; proteasome-mediated ubiquitin-dependent protein catabolic process.
GAUUUUAAAAAUGAUAUAAAAUAUAAAAAAAUGGUCGAUCCUAUCGCCGCACUCCUUAACUACAAUGUUCUUGAAGUAAUCUUUUCUUAUCUGGAUUUGCAUGAUCUGCGAAACUGUUCGCUUGUUUGUAGCAAUUGGUAUAAUACUCUUAAUGAUGAAAACAGCGACGUUUGGCGUUGGCACUGUUUACAAAAACUGCCCAAGGAAGCCAUUAAAUCUGACUUGCUAAACUGUGUUUCGACAUAUAAAACAAAACUCCGGGCGUUUUAUCAUGCGUGGAAUCCCAACGAUUGUUCUCGUAAUGUUUAUAUUAAGCCCAGUGGGCUUACUUUGCAUCGAAAUCCCGUGGCACAGAGCACAGAUGGAGCUCGCGCAAAGAUUGGCUUUCGGCACGGCCGUCAUGCAUGGGAUGUCAUCUGGGAAGGCCCUUUAGGAACAGUAGCUGUAAUUGGCAUAUCCACAAAGGAGGCAUCUUUACAAUGUAAUGGCUAUGUGGCACUUCUUGGGUCGGACGAUCAAAGUUGGGGCUGGAAUCUAGUUGAGAACCAUCUUUUACACAAUGGCGACAUGCAAGGCAGCUACCCGUUACUAAAUAAUGCUCCGAAAUAUCAAGUUGGCGAACGAAUACGUGUAAUACUGGACUGUGAAGACAAUACUUUAUCUUUCGAAAAGAAUUACGAGUUUUUAGGUGUGGCGUUUAGAGGCUUGCCUGAUAAAAGGCUUUUUCCUACAGUAUCUGCUGUUUACGGUAACACUGAGGUGUCAAUGGUUUAUUUAGGCACUCCGUUAGAUGGUUAACUAUUUAAUCCAAUUGGUGUAUCAUAUUGAGUUUCUCUGUACAAACUUUCGCAUUUAGUCGAUUUAAUAUACAUAUGCACAACAAAUUAAUUUCAUACAAAAUUUGCGGUAUUAAAGUUUAAAAACAGCACAGACGAGACGACAUGCCUGUUUGCAUAAACGCAAGCAUCUCUAAAAGAGUUAUUAAUUUUCGAUGCGCUAUGCCACAAUUUUUGUUAAGCUUAUAUUAUAUAUUAUAAUAACUAUAAAAAAGAA